GAAGCUUGUUUACCACGAAAGCUCGAGCUUCUCUUGACAAAAACAAGGGCAGUGACUCCAUGGAGUAGAGCAGUGUGCCUGACUGUCACUCAGCACAGGCUCUGCUGCCAUUUUACAACAACUCUUCUCUUUGCAACUAGUUUUUACCUCGUGUUUUCUUCUUUUCUUUCUUUUAAGCUCGACAGUUUCCUUUAAAGGACGCACAUUAGAGCAUCAUGUUGUUGUCGCCGAGUUGUGCACGUCAGCUCUUUAAAAUGUUCCUCUCGCUGCACGUUGUUUUUCUCAGCGUGGCGACGACGGUGGAGAGCAGCGAUUCUUCUGCACAAGACUGCAUAAAGUCCAGUGGUGUGGACUACAGAGGAGAGCAGCAGAGCGCCUCCUCAGGUCUGACCUGUCAGAACUGGACCAACACAACCAGAGACUAUGAUGUCCUGAUCCAUCCUGACUCACACACUGGUGUCGGAGAUCACAAUUACUGCAGAAACCCAGAUUCCUCUCAGGGGCCCUGGUGCUACAUUGUUGGCCCAGACCAGUCGGUCCAGAGACAGUUCUGUGCAAUUGACGCAUGCAAAGAUGAAGCGUCUCCAUUGCCAGCAGAGACUGAAGUGCUCAAACCGACAAGGACAAGUUCUUCCACGGAGAGCUUCCAGUCUGUCAAGUCAGGAGAGUCUCCUGGAGAUGUGGCUGCCGUGCAGCCUGUGGUGGGGAUCAGCCAGAGAGUGCAGUCAGGAUCCAAAAAGAAGAAGGACCUCGGCACAACCGGCUAUGUCCUCGGCAUACUCAUGAUGGCGGUCAUCAUCAUCCUUGGAGUCGGCAUCACGUUGGGCUACUUCUACAAGAGGGGUCGGGACUUGAAGAAGCAGCACGACCAGCGAGUGCACGAGCGCGAGAUGCAGAGGAUCACACUGCCCCUGUCCGCCUUCUCCAACCCCACGUGCGAGCUGAUCGACGAGAACACCAUCGUCAUCACGGCGGAGCACGACGCCACGCCGGUGCAGGAGGCGGGCGCGGAGGGCGGCGGUGACCCCCUCAUGGGUCAACACAACGGCACCCCCGGAGCAUGAGUUUACAGGACUGCGUUAAACAUGUUUGUGUGGACCAAAAAACACUCCACCAUCUCCACGUCUUUCUCCUUGUUUUUUUGCGUUUUUCCUGAGUAACCUCUGUUUUGCAAAAAAAGGAGAAAAGGAGACGUCUUCACUCCAAAGACUUGAACUGAAUGCUGUGUCCUUUCUGUCCCGCUUUAUAAGAUGCAAGGCACAAAAAAAGAUAAAGGGGAUGCACGGAGGACACCGUCUUAAAGACCAUCAAGGGUAACAAUGUGUGGAUAAUGAAGAAAUUGUCCUUAAUAUUCAUAUUUGUAACACUUGAUGGCCAAGAAUAUAAAAGCCAUGGGCUCCCCCUUUAAGUCUUUAAAUACCAGUAUGUAUAUUGAGUGUAAUGUCCAGUCAGGUGGACGCUGAUGAUGUAAGUGUUAAUGAUAAAAGGUGUUAGAUGUUUUGGGGGGGGGGUUCUCCACAGGUUUGGUUACAUGGUCUUCAUUUGUAUUGAGCCACAGGCACAGACCAAAAAAAAUGUUUGUCCUAAUUUGUCUUUGAGACAAACCAGAGAUGCAGAUUAGUGUUACAAAACUAAGAAAAGGUCCACCUCCUGUGAGACAGGAUGAGGUAAAACAGGCCCACGAGAGACAAAAAAAAAGGCCUUUAACUCAGAAAUUGCCUUAGCAUGAUCCUUCUGAAUGUAUUUUUGUUUUUCUUCUCUAGAUUAUUAUUGUUCUAUAUUUUUCUCUUUAUACUUGACUGACAGGCUGUUAUUAAAAAAAUGAAGCAUGACAGAGGUCACUGAAAGAGAGUUUUGGCUCUUUUCGUCCACAGGUUAAGGAGUGACAGGAAACAGAGUAAGAGACAGUCGUUAGUCCUCAGGACACAAAAAAAAAUCACUGCCAGAAGAUGGGAUAGUUGAGAUCAGACAAAGAAAAAGCCCAUAAAUAUUGUCAUAGCAGAGCGGGACUGUGUGUGUGUAUUUGUAUAUUUGUGAGGACAUUUUGGUCUAGGCCCCACAGCUUUAAUGGGCUUUUUCAGGGUUAGAUUUAGGUUAGGGUUAGGUCAAGGGUUAGUGAAAAGCACUUAGUUGUGAGGGUAAGGGGCAAGGGAAUGCAUUACGUUUAAGAUGUGUCCUCAUUAUGAUAUAAUAACAAGUGUGUGUGUGUGUGUGGAAGCUCUGAAGAAGCCUUGUGUUUAAAUGAGACUCUGACACUGACUUGUGCACUUGAAGCUUCAGGGUGGAGACAGGACUCGAGUGGAGUCACAGAAGUCCAAAAGCUUGGCGACGUUCAUUCAAAAACAUGUUUGCAUGAAUGCAUGAAUGCACAUCCUGUCGCCAGGACAGUCACUCCUUCAAAAAGAAGACGUUUUUAGAGUCACACCUGACUGAAAACAGGAGGUCUGGUUCAGUUAAUCCCUCACUCCUCAUGAUGUUGUUUUUUGUGGAUUGCUGGAUCACUGGAUUGCUGGAUCCAGUGUCUGUCAGUGGUCGUCUUUGCUCACUGCUGCUGCUGCUCAGUGAUGUCAACUGUGUAACAUGAGUAUGUGUGUGCGCUGCCUGUUACUGUGUCAUUCUAUUCUUCAUAUUAUAUGCAACGAUUCACAAUUCAGCGUUUGAUUUAGGACUUGUAACUUGUAUUUGUAUGACUGGAUUUUCACUGCUGAGAAUAAAAUAAAAAACAACAAACACACA
Messenger RNA from Solea senegalensis (Senegalese sole), 2736 nucleotides. It is a transcript of the gene pik3ip1, whose product is annotated as phosphoinositide-3-kinase interacting protein 1. The coding region runs from base 216 to 1064 and encodes 282 amino acids. Gene Ontology annotation, molecular function: endopeptidase activity; signaling receptor binding. The record is from RefSeq and is a predicted model, not a curated record. The transcript has 6 exons. Lineage: Eukaryota; Metazoa; Chordata; Actinopteri; Pleuronectiformes; Soleidae.